Necator americanus (New World hookworm) is the source of this 729-nucleotide messenger RNA. RefSeq lists its product as uncharacterized. Lineage: Eukaryota; Metazoa; Nematoda; Chromadorea; Rhabditida; Ancylostomatidae. The record is from RefSeq and is a predicted model, not a curated record. The transcript has a single exon. Bases 1 to 729 code for a protein of 242 amino acids.
AUGUGGCAGGGGUCAACCCUUUUAACGUCUAAAGAGCAGCGCAAGCGGAAUAUGAAGACUCUUAAGCUUCAGCUCGACUACGUUCUGGCUAGGAACAUCAGAAAAUCUAGAGCUGUUUGGGACGUCGCGUUCGACUGUGACCACCGUCCAGUUCUCCUCAGCACCAAGAUACGGUUCCACAAGAGAAACCGAGGAGUUCUGCUUCAAGCGAAAAUCGACAUGGCAGGUCUGAAUGAUGAUGGAUGCAGAACAAAAUUCCGCCAACGUGUGUCAAUUCAUGUUGGAGUACGGACCAGGAAGAAGUUUAGCGAUGCGGAUUCCUUCACAAAGUGCAUCCAGGAUGCUGCAAGAGAAACGCUCCCGGUGCUAUUGCCGUGGAAGAAGUUUGCCUUUGCAUUUGCGGAAACAAAAUCCACAUACAAUUCUGUAUUUGUCGCGAGCAGCGCUGGUGACUUCAACCAGGAAAAGCGUCUUAGAAGGAAGCUGCGUCGUCAACUGCAACAAGACCGCGAUAACGAGUGGACGUCAAGAGCGAUGGAGUUUGAGAAGGGGUUGGAGGACAGGAACCCGCGGAAAGCCUAUGCUCUACCAAAACGGUAUAGCCGCAAAAUGAAAAGAUGUUCCUGUGCUCAACACUGCCAAUGGAGUUGCUGUCGGCGAAGCAACCCUUCCAAUUUGGAAGGAACACUUCAAGACCUUGCUGAACCGGCUAGCACCGUCAGCUCCUGA